Messenger RNA from Xyrauchen texanus (razorback sucker), 2156 nucleotides. Its product is annotated as PH and SEC7 domain-containing protein 1-like. NCBI's taxonomy places the organism in Eukaryota, Metazoa, Chordata, Actinopteri, Cypriniformes, Catostomidae. Gene Ontology annotation, biological process: regulation of ARF protein signal transduction. Bases 42 to 2156 code for a protein of 704 amino acids. The transcript is spliced from 16 exons. Gene Ontology annotation, molecular function: protein binding; guanyl-nucleotide exchange factor activity; phospholipid binding. The record is from RefSeq and is a predicted model, not a curated record.
AGGAGGAAGAGGAGGAUGUUGCGAGCUGGGUGACAGUCAGGAUGCAGGGUGAUGUGAGGAGACUUCUGGCCGAUCUGCAGCGAGAUGAGGAAGAGGAGUUCUACAGCAUGAUGAUGAGGAGGCCUCGAGAUCAUUUCAGUAACAACCACCCAGCACUGAAAUCCCCCAUCCUGGUCCGUGGUCCUCGCAGAAGGUCUGGAGACAGUCUGGACACCUUCAGCAGACAUUUUGAGAACAUUAUGGAGUCGCAUCGUGCAAAGGGCACCUCCUACAGCAGCCUGGACAGUCUUGACCCGCUGACCUCCAGCACUCAGACUGUUCUGACCUUUGACCUACCCACAUUGACUCCACAGGUGCAGGGUCAGAUCUACCAGAGCGCACGGCAAAUCGUAGAGCUCAGUUUUGCUCCACUGGCACACGUAGAGAUACCCAGCCUCUCGGAGUCUGUGUUGACCAUAACUGGUGACACCGAUGCAACACGGGCGCCGUCCAGCGAACGACUCAGCAGCGGGUCAGAUGAUCGGAACAGCCAGAGCUGGCAGAGCAACCCAGCACUCUCACUGCCCAGGACAGGCUGUUCCAUAACCGCGGGACCUUCACUGUCAGUAAACAGAGAGAAGUCACCUCGCUUUGCUGCAGACACAGAUCUGGAUCAGGAGCUGUGUGAGCGUUUGGGUUUGGGUAGUAAUGACACUCUCAGCAACGGUAACCGUGCCGACCUGGAAGCUGCCAAACGUCUGGCCAAACGACUCUUCAAUCUCGACGGAUUCAGGAAGUGUGAUAUUGCACGUCAUCUGAGUAAAAACAAUGACUUCAGUCGUCUGGUGGCAGAAGAAUAUCUGCACUACUUCAAUUUUACUGGAAUGACUUUGGACCAAGCAUUACGGGCAUUCCUAAUUGAAUUCGCUCUGACGGGCGAGACUCAGGAACGAGAGCGAAUCUUAGCACACUUCUCCCGUCGAUUCCUGCAGUGCAACGCCGCGUCUCUCAAGCUAUCUGAAGACAGUGUCCAUACAUUGACCUGCGCCCUCAUGUUGCUCAACACAGACCUGCACGGCCAUAACGUUGGCAAGCGGAUGUCCUGCCCGCAGUUUAUCGGGAACCUGGAAGGACUAAACAGCGGCCAUGAUUUUCCUAAAGAACUCCUCAAGGCGCUGUACAACUCUAUAAAAAAUGAAAAGCUGCAAUGGACAAUUGAUGAAGAGGAGUUGCGUAAGUCGUUCUCAGAGUUGGGUGAGCAGCGGGCAGAGCCGAACUCCAGAGGUGCGAAGGGGUUGGGCAGCGGGUUGGUCUCGCCGUCUGGCGCGCUGCUGUACAAAACCGGCUUCCUGGUGCGGAAGGUUCAUGCCGACUGUGAUGGAAAGAGAACACCUCGCGGGAAGAGAGGGUGGAAAACAUUUUAUGCUGUGCUUAAGGGACUCAUCCUUUACCUGCAGAAGGGUGAGUAUCGGCCAGAUAAACAGUUAUCUGAUGAGGAUCUGAAGAAUGCCGUGUCCAUUCAUCAUUCUCUGGCCAUCCGAGCCACAGACUACAGCAAACGACCAAAUGUGUUCUACCUCCGGACAGCAGACUGGAGAGUCUACCUCUUUCAGGCCCCAAACGCUGAACAAAUGCAGUCUUGGAUCACGCGCAUCAACACGGUGUCAGCCAUGUUUUCAGCCCCGCCCCUCCCUGCUGCCAUUGGCUCACAGAAGAAAUUCAGUCGUCCGCUGCUGCCAGGCUCCACCUCCAAGCUGUCACAGGGGGAGCAGGUACAUGCUCAUGAAACUCGAUUCCGUUCCAUCUCCACUGAACUCAGUCAACUGCGCUCUUAUCCGCCCGACCGAAAGGUAAAAGGUCGUGAACUUGAGGAAUACCGACUGAGAGAGGAAUAUCUAGAGUUUGAGAAAACACGCUACGAGACGUACAGCAUGCUGCUGCGGGCGAAACAGCGUUGUGUCAUCGAUGACCUGUCUGUGUUUGAAACCAUGCUCCUGGAGGAGGGCGCGUUACAGAGAGCUCAGUCCAGUCCCACCUUACAAGACAGCAGUUUGAGCUGCAGCACCAGAGACGGGCUGAGCCAGAGCGCCGAUGCCGACGGCCAAGAUGCUUCCGGUAACGGCUGCUCGCGCGGUCAGGGCCAGAGACACAGUUACCGUCAGGCCGUCCGUAAAUGA